This is a messenger RNA of Alternaria metachromatica, 1623 nucleotides long. RefSeq lists its product as uncharacterized. The record is from RefSeq and is a predicted model, not a curated record. Bases 1 to 1623 code for a protein of 540 amino acids. NCBI's taxonomy places the organism in Eukaryota, Fungi, Ascomycota, Dothideomycetes, Pleosporales, Pleosporaceae. The transcript has 2 exons.
AUGGAUCACUCUUACUCUCCAGAAUCGCUUGAGCGAAUGUCGAGUCCGGAAUGGGGCCUUGAAGAUGACUCGCCACCACCCGCGCCCCGAGUCCUUGAGACGCGCGUGAAGUCAGAGUCUGCACCUCCCUUCCACCCGACGAGCGUAGACGCUGAGAACGGCUCAACCGCCCAGGAGAGCAUCUUCGUCUCAGACGACGACGUCAAAGAAGUGACGCCCGUGAAGCGCCAGCCCACCAAAGUCCAGACGAUCCCCUCCUCAUCAGAAGACGAUGAACCCAUCGCCUCCACACGUCAGCGCCACAACCUCCGCUCGUCAGCGCGCAAGCCCACCAAGCCGUCGCCAAAGAAGCCCGCCAAAGAGACUGUGGAGAAACCCAGUCCACUACCCACGAGACCACGACCCAUCCUGAAAAACGACCUGGUCGCCAAAAAAGCCGUGAUCAAAAGCAUCGAAAGCUACUGGGGCAAGAACUGGGUCAAAACCCACAUCCCCAAAUGCCACCGUCCACUCGUAAGUACCCACACACCACCCUCCUCCUUCCCUUCCACCAACACCCCACAGUACAAAAACGGCACAAAACGAAACUACAACCGCGCCCACGAAAACGACCCCAUGAAAUGGCUUCCCUUGGUCCUCAAAUCCAUCCUCAUGGUCGCCAAGCUCACCAAGAACCGAAAGUGGCUUGCGGCUACCAUGAACGAAGUCGUCCGCUACCGUGUCAAGAAUACCGGGAACCGGAAGCCGCAGCUCUGCAGCACGGACUUUGAUGUCAUGGAGGAUAUGUUGGUCAAAGACUGGGAGGUGGAGUAUGCGUUUGGGGUUUGGUAUAAGCAUUUGCUUGUUAAGGCUAAGGAGAUCCAGACUGAGGAGGAUGUGGAUAGGAUUAUGAAGGUUAGUGAGGAGGAGGAUGAUGGGGAGGAGGGGAGUGGUGGUGGUCAGGACAGUUCUGGGGGGUCUGAUUCGGAGUCGGAUGACGAUGUGAAGCAGAAGUUUGGUGGGGGUGCUUCAGACGGUCACCGGGUUAUGGGUGGGCACCACCAGUCCCCUUCAUCGACUCCUCGCGGUAAGAAGCACAAGACACCCAAGAAAGAAGUCGUCAAGGAGGAGUCGCCGACGCUGCCUCAUCCUCCGCCGCCCGGUAUGUAUGGUGGUCACUACGGCCAGCCGCUCAUCGAUCCAUGGGGUCGUCCGAUUAUUCCUCCGCAGGGUGGUGGGUUCGGUGGUUAUGGCGGUUACCCAGCCUUCAACGGCUAUGGCUAUCCACCGUACGGCCAGCCCCCGUUUCCCAUCCAAGGCCGCCAAUCAUCUCAUCCAUCUCCCUUCCCGCCUUUCUCUCGCCAGCCACCACCCAUCGCCCAUCCGCCCGGUACCCCAAAUCCUGCGCGCGCAGGUCGCGACACCCCCACGAUCAAGCGAGAGUCAUCCGGCCUUGACGGCGAGCAGGCUGAAAACUUCGGUGAUCCAGGAGUCGUCGGUCACGAGGGAGCCAUGGCCGAUGACGUUGACAUGGCCGAGAACGAGGAGACUAUCAAGGCAGCGAUGGCCGUCGUUCAGGCGGAGCUCAAACUUGCACGUCUUCAUCACAAGCAAGUGAGCAUGGCGAGUAUGGCGAAGAAGUAG